This is a messenger RNA of Lucilia cuprina (Australian sheep blowfly), 681 nucleotides long. RefSeq lists its product as uncharacterized. The record is from RefSeq and is a predicted model, not a curated record. The transcript has 2 exons. Bases 1 to 681 code for a protein of 226 amino acids. NCBI's taxonomy places the organism in Eukaryota, Metazoa, Arthropoda, Insecta, Diptera, Calliphoridae.
AUGCGUGCCUUUAUUGUUCUCUGCUGCUUGGCUACUGCUUACGCUGCCAGUUUGGGCUAUGAUUACGAAAGACAAUCCGGUGGUGUAGGCUCUGGUGGUUUCGGAGGCGCCCCCUCUGGUGGAUUUGGUGGUGAUCAAGGAUUUCAAUCUGGCCCUGUUGGCGGCGGUGAUUAUAGUGCUCCUGCUCCUGCUGAAUUUGAAAAGGAAUUCUUUACCUACUCUGCCCCCGAAGGUGCUUUCGAUGACAACAGCGGCAACCAACAACUCGGCAAUGUAAAACGUGGCUUACGCGUCAUCUUCAUCAAGGGCCCUGAAAACUCCGGUCUUGAAAAUGCUGCCCUUCAAUUGGCCAAAUCUGCCGGUGAACAACGUACUGCCAUCUAUGUUCUCAACAAACAAGCCGAUAUUGGAGACUUGGCUAACAAAUUGAACAACUUAAACAAGAACAAUGCCAACAAACCCGAAGUACACUUUGUCAAAUACCGCACUCCCGCUGAUGCCGAAAAUGCCCAACGUGCCAUCCAAGGUCAAUAUGAAGGUUUGGGCGGUAAAUCUAGCAGCCACAAUGGUGGUGUUGCACCUGUUUUGGACUUUGCUUCCAAAGCUCCCGUAAGCAGCCAUGGUGGUUAUCAAUCCUCUGAACCCGCUAACGCUUACUUGCCAGCCAACAAGCGCGUUUAA